Annulohypoxylon maeteangense is the source of this 612-nucleotide messenger RNA. RefSeq lists its product as uncharacterized. The record is from RefSeq and is a predicted model, not a curated record. Lineage: Eukaryota; Fungi; Ascomycota; Sordariomycetes; Xylariales; Hypoxylaceae. The transcript is spliced from 3 exons. Bases 1 to 612 code for a protein of 203 amino acids.
AUGAGCCCUUUCUUCGUCGGAGAAUCAGACACUGAAGACUCAUACAAGAGAUUCUCAGGUGUUUCGAGGAGACCACGGGCAGCCAGUGAUUCAUCCUCCAUCGACAUAGCGAACUCUUCUAAACGUUCGCAUCCGCCCGCACCUCCACUAAGAAGAUCAUCUUGGGGUUUCUCUCAGCGCGUCUCCAAAGAAAAGCGUACCACCACCCCACCCGAGUUACCCAAACAUCGACUAAGGAGAACUUUAAAGUGGCCGUCUCUUAGAUCACAGGUUGACUCUCUCCUGACGCAAGACCCUCACCCAUUAGUAGCUGAAGUUGAAGAAAAGGAGAAAAUGUCUUCACCGGGUGGACCCACCGCCACGACUGGCGGAACUACCUUGACUGGUCCUGAUCGAGACCGACAGGCUACCACAACUGCGAAGCACAGCCUCCCCAUGCCGGGGUUGUCUGGGAAUGCCAAUGGACCAAUCGGUAAUUUACUCAAGGGCCCCGUCGACGACAGUGGUAGACUCAAGGACGCCGCGCUGUUGGUCGGGAUCAAGCUUGAUCUUGAGGCUGAGAUCCACGCCACGGCUAGGGUCCGCGGUGACAUCGUGGUUGGGCUAUAUUGA